Messenger RNA from Austrofundulus limnaeus, 541 nucleotides. RefSeq lists its product as uncharacterized. The record is from RefSeq and is a predicted model, not a curated record. Lineage: Eukaryota; Metazoa; Chordata; Actinopteri; Cyprinodontiformes; Rivulidae. Gene Ontology annotation, molecular function: ubiquitin-protein transferase activity.
AUUUUCAACAAGGAGAGACUGAACAGAUGCAGGCUCUCAAUGUGCCAAUGGUGAUGCAAUGGAUGACUGGGCAGGCACACAAACAUUUGCUUGUCUCAGACAGAAAUGCUUUUAAAAUCACCAUAAUAUUUGACCACAACUGCCUACAGCACACACCAGGCCACACUGUGUGUUAUCCUCUUGUAAGUGCUUGUACCAGCACUGUAACCUUUCCAAUGGCUCAUCUAGAGGAUUAUGAAUCCUUCAGGAGCAACCUUCACACUGCAAUAACACAUGGGGCCAGUUUUGACCGGUUGUAAGUGUUCAUACUUCAGAAUGUUUUCAUGAAGUUAGGUGUUUUUUGUCAAGUUGUUUAAACCUAAUUUUACAAGAAGUAUGUCGUUACACGGUUUAAGCAUUUUAUGGUUAAAAAGUAAUGCUGUGAAUGUUGCCAUUUGACAUGUCACAGAAAUGCAGUUUUGCAAAUAUUUUUCUUUCCUACAACAGCCUUUAUUGAUCUAUUGUAUUUCCAUGUAUUUUAUACCGAUCAGUUGCACUGUUU